Molecule: messenger RNA, 5461 nt
Organism: Ahaetulla prasina
Lineage: Eukaryota; Metazoa; Chordata; Lepidosauria; Squamata; Colubridae
Gene: NYAP1
Product: neuronal tyrosine phosphorylated phosphoinositide-3-kinase adaptor 1
Exons: 8
Coding region: 424-2739 (771 amino acids)
Biological process (GO): phosphatidylinositol 3-kinase/protein kinase B signal transduction; neuron projection morphogenesis
Source: RefSeq, a predicted model, not a curated record
GCCGGUGGCCGAAGCUCUUCCUCGGCCGGGCGAGCUUUUCUCCGGCCGCCGCCAGACCAGGCCACCCGGACCGGCAAGGCGGGAGGCGGCGUUCUCGGCAGGUUCCGGGGACCCGCAAGCGCGGCAACCGAGCCAGCCCCGGCGAGGACCGCGCCCUUCCCGCAGGCCCGAUCGCGCCCAGCGCCAUGGAGGGCCGCCCCCCCUGAGCCCGCGCCCGGCAUCAUCCCCCUCGCCCGGGCGGCGGCGGCGGCGGCGAGGAUGGCGGGCGCCUGAGUCGUGCCGCGGCCGGGAGGAGAAGCAGGGCGGCGGCGGCGGAGGAGCGAUGCCCCCCGGCCCCCGCCCCGCCCGCUCCCCCACAGAACGCUCCGUCCCGCAGCGCCCCCUCCGGACGCCCCCGGCCCGCCUUUGGCCAGCCCGCAGAAGAUGAAUGCCGGGCCCCAGGAAGCUCUGGUCUCCGUCUUCCUGCAGUUCAUCGAGGCCCGGGGCUGCUGGUGCUACGGGGCGCUGAGCCAGACCUGCCACCCCCAGGAGCUGCGGCUGCAGAGCGACAUGAACCUGCUCUACCGGAAGAGCGGAAAGGUGGACUGGAAGCCGGGCAAGGACGAGGAGCCGAAGCGGGGUUCGGGCAAGGAGACAAGCGUUGGGAAGGUGCGCGACGUCGCCUCCUUCCGCCGGCAUUUCAGGAUGGGCUUCAUGACCAUGCCAGCCUCCCAGGAGCAUGCCCCGCACCCUUGUGCCAGCAGCAUGGCGCCCCGCUCUCUCUCCUGCCAUUCGGUGGGCAGCGUGGACAGCGGCCCUGCAGAUGGGGCGGUGGGAUCUCGCAAGCCGCCCGCCAAGCCCAAGCGACACCCCAGCACGAAGCUCAGCACGGAGGCCAGGAGCGCCCUGGAGCUGAUGGGAAGCAAGAAAGGAGGGUGCCCGAAGGCCGGGGUGGAGAGCCGAGAGGCUGCCCGCAAGGUGCCUCCGCAGAAGCCCAAACGCAGCCCCAACACGCAUCUCUCCGUGUCCUUUGAUGAGACCUACUCCGGGCGCCUUCCAGGCCCUGUUCCGGGGGCCGCUCUGCAGCGCUACGGCCGUGCUGUGUCCCACGGCCAGGCCAAGGGCUCCGACGUCGAGGAGGACGAGCCGGUCUACAUCGAGAUGGUGGGGGACAUUUUCCGGGGACCCGGCCCCCCUUCCCAAGGAGUCACUGCUGCGGACGACGACUCCGAUGAGAGCGAAGCCAUUUACGAAGAAAUGAAGUACCCACUGCCCGAGGAAGGGGGGGAACCCCGCCCCAACGGAGCCCUCACCUCCCCUGGGCAUCGGCCACCCAAGAAGGAGGCUGCCAAGGCAGCGCCAAGCACCAAGACCUCUCCGUGCGAGAUCCCACCCCCCUUCCCCAACCUUUUGCAGCACCGGGCCCCCCUGCUGGCCUUCCCCCAGGGCAAGAAGGGGUACAAAGGUCCCGACGGCUCCAAGCUGCCCAUCCUGUGCCAUGCCAAGGACACCCCCUCGGCCCCCAUGACCCCCCAGGUGCCCAGCCACCACCAGCAGCGGGGGGGUGAGAAUCCGGCCCUGGCGCCUUCCGGACGGGCUCGCAGCCACUCCACGCCGCUGCCUCCCCAGCCAGCCGGCCAGAGCAAGCCGGACAAGGAUCUGCCCGUGUCUCACAGCAUGAUCUGCCCCUCUGCAAAGCCGCCCCCCACCCCGGCCCUGCCAGUGGCCUCAGUCCCCUCUGGGCUGUCGGGGAAAGACAAGCCGGCUGUCUCCUACACAAUGGUCUACUCGGCGGUCAAGGUCACGACUCACACGGCGCCCUCCGAGCAAAAGGCCGAGGAGAUCUCGGUGUUGCAGGGCAUGCUGUGCGCCCGGCCGUCCCCUGUGCCCGCUUGCAGGCAGGUGCAGCGCAUUUGCACGCUGCCUGAGCCGCCCCCUCUGGGCAUGGUCUGGACUUAUCCGGCGCCUUGCGCGGGGCUGAAGCGCCCCCCGGCCUACGAGAGCAUCAAGAGCAUGGGCACCAAGGCCUCUUCAGCGGUGAAAAUUCACCUGCGGGACCGGGCCUUCACCAGCAUCCACCAGGUGGUGGCCGGGGAGGAGUCCGGCCGGCUGGGCGGGGAGGAAGAAGCCUUUGGCUGGAUGCUGCACAGGAGGACUGGCCUCCGGAAGGGGAAGGAGCCCGACAAGCUCCCAGACUGCCCCCAGACAUGGGAGGGCAGCGAAACUGCUCAGCCCAAACUGGAGAAGGAGGAGAAAGUUGUGCCCAGCCACCCGCAGUCGGGCAUCCCGGUCCGUGCGCCCCCCCUGGAGUGCCUGGCUGCCAAGAUGCCCGGCGGCAGGACCAACCUGCCCAUCCCCUGCCAGACCUUCCCUGCCUGUCACCGCAACGGAGAUUUCACUGGCGGUUAUCUCCUGGGCCGCUCGGCCUCCACCUCGGGCGUCCGACAGGCUGUGACCCACACGCAGAGGCUAUGCAGCCACUCCAGGGACCCAGGCAGCCCGGCCUUGCCCUACGCCCUGCUUCCCCCGCCGGAGGCGCUGCAGAGCUCACGGGAGAGGGACGGGAAGCUGCUGGAGGUGAUCGAGCGCAAGCGGUCCGUCUGCAAGGAGAUCAAAGCGCGACACCGGCCCGAGCGCAGCCUCUGCAAGCAGGAGAGCAUGCCCAUCCUGCCCAGCUGGCGGAGGAGCACGGAGAGCCGCAAGUCUGGCACGCCGCCCUGCCGCCGACAGCAGACGGUGCUCUGGGACACGGCCAUCUGAGCAGGCAGGGGCUGAGCCCCGAGAACUGGUGCCUUGUGCCGGCCGAGCCCAACUGGUGGCAGGGCUGACUGCUGGCAGCGUGUCUCCCGCUGGGGACCCUCCGGAGACUGGGGGGGGGGCUGCCCCUCCCACACGGCGGCUGGAAGGACGCCACGGGGGCACGUUUCUUUCACGGCAGGGGGAGAAGAAGCCCCUCGCCUCCAUGCCAGGAGGCACCUGGGCAUCAGAGGCCGGGCACACCGGAAGCACCACUGCCCGCAGCAUUGGUGCCGAGUGACCGGUGCCCUCAGGACCAUCUCUGACCGGUCUCUGGAGGCAGGGCAGGGGCUGGGGGUGGGGUCCUGUGUGGGGGGGCUAAGGAGUCCUUCCGCUUCUGGGCCAAAAGCUGCUGGAGCGCAGGGGGCCCAGUACACUCAUCCAGCCACCCCCCUUUUUUCUUCCACCCCUGAAAAUGCCCGUGGGAAAAGAGGGUUGUGCCAAUUUUGGAGGUGCCCCCCUCCCCUCCGUUCAAGGCCUACAAAUCCUUCCAUUUUUGAAGCCGUGCGGAUCUCAAGACUUGUGGUGCCGAGUUCUUGUUCUGCUGGAAUUCGGAGAGAGAGAGAGAGAGAGAGACACAGAAAGAGAGAAAGAAAGAAUGGGAAAGAGAACCUAUGGAUGAGAGCGGAGGAAUCGUUCCUGAGUCACAUAGUCCUCAACGUAUGACCACAAUUGAACCCAAAAUUUCCGUUGCUAAGCAAGAUGGUGGUUAAGUUAAUUUUGCCUCAGUUUAAGGAAUCGAAGCAGUUGAUAAGUUACUCAUUUGAUUGUUAAGCAAAUCUGGCUUCCCAAUGGAAUUUGCUUGUCGGAAGGUCCAAAAGGUGAUCACGUGACCCCAGGACACCGUUAUAAACAGGAGUCAGUUUGCCAAGCAUCCGAAUUUUGACCGUGUGACCGUGGGGAAUUCUGCAACGGCCGUAAAAAAUGGCCCCUUGUUUUUCAGUGCUGUUGCAACUUGAUGAGCGGUCAGUAAACAGACCGUUGUAACUCGAGGACUGCCUGUGCUCUUAAGAAAGCUCCGAAGAUGCCCUUCUUAUCAAAAUUCAAUCCUAGAUACUAGGUCUGCGACGGAAUCCUAAAACAGCAUUUUCCAAGCUCUCAAAAUUGGUGGAAAAGCAAAGGGGGGAUUGCACGUGGAGAGGGGGGGUGCAAAGAAGCAGAUACAUAAUGCCCCCCCACCCCCAAGUUCCUUCCCUUUCAGAAGGUGGACCAGCUCUUGUCGGCUGGAGAUGGCAAUUUGCUGAGUCUUUUUCAAUUUUUAGUAGCCGGUUUGCCGAAACCAAUGAUUCUCUUCCCCACCCCCCGAAAAAAAGUAGAAAGUUUGAAGGGAAAUAAGGACUGCUUGGCAUUGGAUCUGAUUUUGGGGGGAAAGAGUUUGUUGCAGUUGUUAAUUAGGGUUUUGCGGUUGUCGAAGAACAUCGAGGUGGGUGAAUUAAUUCUCUGUCCUUAGCGGGAAGUUUGUGUUUCUAAUUCCAGAUGGAUGUUUCUCAGGUUUUAUGAACUUUUAAAAUGGGUGGGCUUCAACUGGGGAAUUCUGGGAGUUGAAGCCCAUCCAUCUUAAAAGUUCACAAACCUUGAGAAAGCCCGUUCGAAAGCAUGACAAAAGGUUGGAUCCCUCUUCUGAGUUCUGGAAGACUCGGGAACUCCUGGGUUCCUAGCAGGUCAAACACAGGGUAGACCAUAGUUUAAACUUGUGCCAAACCCCCAUUCUAUGCUCAAUGUACAUGCGCUCAGCCCCUCGCCCGGACCAGGGUGGGAACCCCGCUUUCUCCAGGCCCGUCUUGUCCCGUCCCAGAGUCGAGGAAGGAGGGAGCCAGCCAGUCUUAGGAAGUGGGGGGGGGGAAGCCUCCUUCCUCUCUGCCUUUGGCAUUGCUAACGGCAACCAGUCAAUGGUCUUCCAUCGUUUCAGCCACUUAGCGGCCCUUCCCGGCUCAUGCCACGCUCCGGGCACAGUCUCUUCACCAGUUCUGGUGCCUGCCAUGCUUUGUUCCCUGUGCCACCCAGGCUGGGCGUCAGAAUUGGAACAGAGCCGGAAGGGACCUUGGAGGUCUUCUAGUCCAACCCCCUGCUCGAGCAGGAGACUCCAAACUAUUUCACACAAGUGGCUGUCCAGUCUCUUUAAGGUCUCUCUUUAAGUUUCCUGCCCCCCCCCCUCUGGAUGGUCCUUGCUUUGCGUCCAGGUGUCCCUGUUCUGAGCAAACUGACAAAGAAUCCUGUCUGCCUUGCAAGGAUUUGACCAACCUCUUUGAAGUUACCUCCCCCCUCCCCUCAAAUGGCUCCGGAACCCUUUAGGAUUUGUCCUCCCACCCAUCCCCUCCCCAGCACCACCCAGCGUGUCCCAUUUCUGCUUCCAAUUGUGGCUUGGCAAAAGCCCCAGUUUUCUGUUAGCGUCCCAAAGACUUGGCUGGACCAGUUUCGACGCUGGCGUGAAUCCAUUUUACAAAUUAGGAUGACAGACACAGCAGCGACAUUAAAAAAAAAAGAUGAAAAAAAGCAAACCCACAAACCGAAACGGCACCACGGUGGGGCACAAGGGGAACCCAGUUGGGGACUUCUGGGUCCGAGGCUCAAACCCCCCACCCCACCCCCCACCCCCCCUGAUUUAAAUAUUUCACGAGAUUGUCUAGUGUAGCAAGAUGAAACUGCUUUGCAAAAAUAUUUAUGCUGGGGAAUUCAAGGGAGGGUA